AUGUGUCAUGCCCCCGCUCCGCGCGGCCUUUUAGAAGGGAUCGCGGACUAUGUCCCCCUUAUGGCUGGUGAACCUAUGCCCGAGUAUGGACCUCGUCCGAGUCGAUCAUCUGAGCGCGCAGAUAACUGGGAUGCAGGAUAUAUGGCGACUGCAUAUUUCCUUGAAUGGAUCGACCGGGUAGGUGUUGGUUCUGGGGCCAUUGGAUUGUUGAAUGCUCAAAUCGGAAAAAUUGGUUAUCAUAGGGACGGCGAAGAUAGAUCCUUUCUUUGUGGUAGGAAGCAGCCUGACACCUGGAGGGCUAUAUAUGGUCGCAGUGUUGAUGAUCUUUGGGAGGCCUAUGGUCUUUAUCUUGAUGGGGAGACUGAUUUGGACCCGGUAAACCCUCCGAUUGGUACCACAGGCGCCUCUUGGGAUGAGCGUAGCAUUGGCCUGCUGAGCACUAUUAUAUUGGUAACUAUUCCUGUUGCUUUGGAGUUUGUAGGCUAUUUUAAUUGGGGUUGA
This is a messenger RNA of Penicillium angulare, 501 nucleotides long. RefSeq lists its product as uncharacterized. The record is from RefSeq and is a predicted model, not a curated record. Bases 1 to 501 code for a protein of 166 amino acids. Lineage: Eukaryota; Fungi; Ascomycota; Eurotiomycetes; Eurotiales; Aspergillaceae. The transcript has a single exon.